AGAUCAGGGAAAAUGACACAGCCCAAAUUUAACUGAACUUACAAAGAGAAGGAGACUGAGAGAGACUAGAGGCAGCUGCAAAGAGGCCAUGGCAGGGUUUCAUGUCCGUAGUGUCCUGGUGACUGGAUCCAAUAGGGGAAUUGGCCUGGAGCUGAUCAAGCAUUUUAUUGGGAAACUGAACCCACCAGAAGUGAUCUUUGCCACCUGCCGGGACCCAGAGGGAGUGCGAGCGCAGGAACUAAAAAAUUUGGCUUCCAAGCACCCAAAUGUUGUGAUUCUGCAGCUAGAAGCUACAGACUCAGCGAGCAUCAAGAGCGCUGCAAAGAAAGCUGAGACCCAUCUGGGAGGAACUGGCCUAAAUCUGCUGAUAAAUAAUGCUGGCAUUAUGCCACCAAGCACACUUGAGUCAGCCACUCCUGAAGAUAUGUUAAGCGUCUAUAACACGAAUGUUGUUGGGCCACUGUUAGUGACCCAGGCGUUCCUGCCCUUGCUGAAGAAGGCUGCCCUGGGAAGCAACCAGAAAGGGAUGAGCUGCAGCAAGGCGGCCAUUGUCAACAUCUCCACUGUUCUGGGAUCCAUUGAGAAAACUCCUGAAACGUUCUCCUUCGUGCCAGUAGUCUCCUACCGCUGCAGCAAGGCGGCGCUGAACAUGCUCACAAAGUGCCAGUCGAUGGGAUACAAGCAAGACGGGAUCCUGUGCACUGCACUGCACCCAGGCUGGGUGAAAACUGAGCUGGGAAACUUUCAACCUAAUGUGCAGCACCAGCAUGCCUCUCAGAGAAAGACCUUUCUCCAGUGGGACCACACCUCUGUGACAUGCCCAGUAACAGGAACGGCCAUUGUAUACAGUACUGAGACAAAGGGGAAGGCUCAGCUAGAACCUGCUCAGACAAGGGCAAUCGCCAUUUCAAAAGAUGUCAGGUUUCAGACUCUGCAACCACUGUUAUAUAAUUACAACAAAUCUUGUACAAAGUGUGUCAAGUAAGAUGUCUAUAGCAAUGUUUUGAUUUUCUGAAUAUGAUUAUACUAUUUGUAUGCAUGUAUCAUUUUUGUAUUUUAAGUUUUGAGUAUUGGCUUUAUACCUGGAUUUCAAAUGUUUGCUCCUGGGUAGCACCCACAAGGUAUUUAGCCAGCACGUUGUGAAGGAACUAUUCAAGUUGAAUGGCCCAUUAAAGAACAUUGGCCUUUCUACACUUAAUGGACUUUCCUGUGAAUGUUCCAUCUGCAGUAUAGGUAAUGGUUUUGCUGUGACUAAGCAAAAUCAUGUGACUCCAAAAACCAUCUAGUCACCUGUAAUUUUUCACAGUGAGAACAAUGGGUUUCUCUUCAUUGAGAAAAGCUAUAAAAGGCCCUGGCAAUGUCUCCAUUUGGCCUUUUUCCUGCUCAGACCUCUGGACUAUGGACUUAUAUGAAUGGGACCGUUCUAACCAAAGGACCGAGGACCAGCUAGUGAUUUAGAAGCAACCAGAGAAUUAGGCGAUGUCUACACUACACAGCUUUUAGUGACAUGGUUGUGUUGCUACAGCCGUGCUGCUAAAAGUCGUGCAGUGUAGAUGCCGUUUGUCAGUUCUGCUGCAAACAAUGCACUAUUCAUGCUGACACUUGUCAUGGCAAAACUUUUGUCUUUUACAGGGAGAGGAGGGAGGUAACACCUCUGAAAG
This is a messenger RNA of Gopherus evgoodei (Goodes thornscrub tortoise), 1661 nucleotides long. RefSeq names its product C-factor-like. The transcript has 6 exons. The record is from RefSeq and is a predicted model, not a curated record. NCBI's taxonomy places the organism in Eukaryota, Metazoa, Chordata, Testudines, Testudinidae. The coding region runs from base 89 to 985 and encodes 298 amino acids.